AUGGUUGCAAACAUGGAUGUCAACAAUCAAACUGACGGUAAGUAAGAUUUAAUUUAAAGGUGUAAAAAGUCAUAAAUAUUAUUGGUAUUACAUCGAACUGGCUGUAAUCAGAAAAGGAUGAUAAUUUUUAUAGAAAUAGUUUUAUUCUGAAUGUAAUAAAAGCGAAAUUUAAAAUAAUUUUGUUUAUAAGAGGAGAAUCUUAAUUAUUCGAGUAACUCCAAGUUCCUGGUAGAUACGAAUAGGUCCUUCUUUUUUAUGAAUGCAGACAUCAUUUUCUGAGAUAUUACUUUAUUGGAGACUCUGUCAUCUCGAAGAAUAAGCUCAAGUUGUUGGGGUUUCCAAAUUGUGUCCCUCUUUGUUCCUCCAUUACCCUGGAUAGUCUUACCAGUAUGGCCGUAAGCGUGUUUUACCUUAAUUAAUAAAAACUCUAAGAAUGCCCUUUCUUUCGUUGUUAUCCAUCAAUCAAUCAAUCCGAAUUUUGAUUGAAUUUCAUAACCAUUAUAAAUGGGCAAUAAACCCAGAACAUAUCUCAAAGCAGAUGCAGGUGUUGAUUGCUUUUGGAAUCACAAGGUGUGGAGAUUCCUCGUGUGUUUUCCUUCAACAAGAUGUAUAAUCUUUGCUUUACCACCUCUUUCUUACAUAAAUGAAUAAUUAAAAUCUUGAAAGUUGGGGCCGGGAAAAUCCGCCGGCCCUGAGGCGAUUAAUCAUGUCUUUGACACAUAAAUUGGGACACGGUUUUCUUGGCCAAGGCUUCAUUGUUUUCUUCUUUUUUUUGUCAAAAUGCCCGGAAGGGAUUGACGGAAAAUGAUUUGUUUUGAGGAGUUUUCUUGUAAAUGAUGUUACAAAAAAGUACUUUUGAGUAGUUUGGAGACCAAAGGACGUGUUCAUUUAUAUUGAUGUAGUCAAAAUUUACAUCUCUUUUAUAUUACACUGUUUUCUUAGUUUUAAAAAAUGUAUUUUCAUCAAAUUCGCCUCUUCAUACCUUCAAGUAUUGAAAUUACAAUUUUUUUCCCCUUCGACUCUGUUUUCAAAGAGUUCUCCCACCUUAUUUUCAUCAUCCUGGCCACAUAUUCUCACAAAGUUUUAUUAGCAUUGUUGCCGGUGUCUUAAUUCCAUUUACGGGAACUCUUAUAAGACUCGCGUGUUUUUAGUAAAAAUUAAUUAAGGAGCAAAGUUUUUUGCAGGUUUAUUUCUUACUCAUUUUGUCUCUGUGUAGAGCAAAUUGAACCACUUGAUGCAUUAAAAAAAGAGGUCAUCAUGAUGAAAACUUUAAUGUUCUCUGUUUAAAAAUUUUUUAUUUAGAAGCAAUAGCAGCCGUUUUAAAAUUUUAAUAAUGUUCAUGACACUAUGACGUCAUUUUCGUGUUCCUAUUUAUUAUAUUUUGCAAGAGAAAAUAUGUUUUAAGCAGUCCACAUCCCGUAUAUGGCUAGUCAUCCACUCCGACUAUUUUUCAGGGCUUAGUUGACGGACUGUUCUGAGAGUGGGAAAAUGGACGUUUUGAAGGUUGAUUACUAAUAGUACCAAAGAUUAGGGAAACUUUUUAUUUUUUAAGAAGUAAAAAAUUUCUUAAUCGGAACACUGCUAUAGUCAUACAGUGGACUGCAGAUUCGUGUCAGAACGUGUGACUCCACCUUCCGAUAUGUCUCCGAUUAGAUACUUACAGGCAAUAAAGAAGUAUAUCUUUUAGACUUCCCGAUUGUCAUUUCCCCACUUUUUGAUUCCCAAAUUGCAUAAAUGGCUGGCCAUCGGCUUUAGUCGACAUGCCAAACAUUCUACAGCCACCCCACAAUGACUUGCCAAUCUUCUUUUUUAGCAGCCAUUUAUAUAUUUGGCUGCCCGUCUUAUUCUUUGACAUUCAUGUUGGCUCGCUAUCCACAGAAUUCUAACGCUUUAGCUAGCCAAAUGAAUCUUUUGGCUAGCAAAAGAAAUUGGAUUUAAUGUCAACUCAUUGGCACAACGGUUUUGUAACAUGGCCACGAAAACUCGAUCCUUACUCGGUCUGCCCCAAAUGAAAGGUUGCUUUUUACAUAUAUUAUAUGUAGUUUGAGUAUUAAUAAUGAGCUCCCGUAAUUAACCCCAAAAACAUUGACGCCAUUAGAAACAUACAAAUGAACUUGUGUUUGAUGACAGAGGCAUUCAAAUUGAGGAAAUCCAAUUGAUUUCCUCCGACCUUUUCUCACGCCCUGCGGACAUGGCGAGGAAAACUUGAGAUUUUUGAAAAGUAUUCUCAUUUUCGUUGAUAUUAUCGUAUGUUCCGACACUAUUUUCUAUCAAAUUUGCUUGGCAUACAAAGAACAUUGCUUCGCAAAGAGUCCCGCACAUAUAAACGUGCAAUUACUCCGUAUUUUUCACAUUUUUUUGAAGAAUCUCAACUUUAAAAACGUUGAAAAUCAAUAUCAACGACGUACUUGAGGAUCUCUUCAAAGUUUCUCCAAUUUUAUUAACUUCGGGGUCUUUUAUUACAAGUACUUUCAGCUGAUAUGAAUCGUUUUGCUGCCGCCACUCUUGUCAAUUUCACAGCGGACGGUCAACCCAGCUAUAAGGCAGCCCUCCUUACCGUGCUACAGCAACAAAAACAAGGUGGAGCAGACGAGGAGUGGCUCCAGGCAGCGUUGGCAACGGCUGCUGGAGGAGAUAAGUAAGUAUGACGUCACUUUUAAAGUUUCGUUUUCAAUCGAAAGUAGCAGUUAUCUUGGAGGUAGUCUUUAACUCAAAAGCAAAAUAAAUUUUAUUCCUCCACCUCUAAUAUUCUAUCCUUACUAACAGAGAUCUUCAAAGCAGUCUCUAAUACAUCUACAUCUUGCAUAGGAUACGAAAAAGAAUUUUCAAAUCUAAAUUCCCUUUGUUUACGACCACUUGCGAUCUGCAGCCCUCUCCUCACAUUAUUGUUUUGACCGAAAAAUCAAAUUCUUCCCAAAAUAAUUCUAUUUUCGAAUUGUCACCGUGUUUUGAUUUGAGCAAGAACUAACACAUUGCUACUCGAAAAUAAGAAAAGGCAUUUUCCCGGCCCAGAGGAUAUAUUAAAUUUCGUGGUAUCAGUCGGGAAUUAUGCUUGAGGGCCCUUCCGUUGAGUAACCAUAAAUAAUAUUCGGGUCAGAUGGAUGUUAUGUUCGAACAUCAGGGGUUUUGUUCCGAAUGUUCGGAGUUCAGGGGUUCGAAAAGGAGUGGAGUUCCUCUCCUUGAUUAGCCCAAAAUGUUUCAAAAGAAUUAAGGCCAAAUUAGGAAGACGAGGAAAAGCGGGAAGGGUUGUCUCAGCGCCACUUUCGACUGGUCUGUUGUAUAGAACGUCAUGUACAUACAACGGGUACAGCGAUUUAUAACAUUUAGCAAAAAUUAUAAAAUUUACGGUAGUAUAGGAGUAGAUAAAGCUGACUUUCCUUUAGCAUUUGUUUGAGUGCAAAUGGCUUAAAGGAGACCUGGCAAAAUCUUCGGGGCUCACGAGCGGUCAAGAUUACUGUUAAAUGGUCAUUUCUCAGCUUCAAGGGGAGCGCCUUAGGAAUUCGUUUAUUUAAGUCAUGGUGGAAUAAGGUGGCUUAUAGGUGAACCGUCGGGCAAAAUAUAGAGAGGAUUUUUCUUAUCAGCCCAACUUGUUUGCAUGGCACACUUUAACCUUCCGUAAGUUUAAGUUGUGUCAUAUUGUUUCGUCUCCUAGCGUGUAACUACUAUAAAAGAGGCAGUCCGUUCACAAAGUCGCUGAAGUGAUUUAAGCUGAUAUAAAGGAAAAUCGCACUCUGCAUUGCAAUUGCUUCCUUUUUCGUGCAACUGGAUUUUCUUUUGGCUGUCCCUUCCCCUUUAUUUUUUUCUGCAUAGUGCAAACGGCAAAAAUCACCCCUGCGACUUUGCAAACGGACGAGUAGGUCUCAUAAUUCUGCUAACUGCUUUGCAACUCUCCACCCUCAACUUUACUGCAUAACAAGAGCUUAGCUUAUGAAUCGUACUAUCAAAUAUCAUUGGGAAAAUUAAUUCAUUCCAAGUUUUUCCCAGCGAAAGUUUAAUUUAUUUAUGCCCAAAGUCCCUUACAACAACUUUUUAAUCCCUUUACUUUUCUCUUUUCCAUCAAUUUGGAAACAAAAAGUAGAAAUGUGCGCGGAAUGGCCUUCUUUCUUUGGCCAUUGUUCAGUUAAUUUCAAUUUGAUUAACAGCUCUCCAUCGUUUAUAUUCACUUAAAAAAGUGCCGAAAAAGAUGGGAAUCGUGAUGGAUUCGAAUGUCUCGACUUUCCUACAGUAAGUUUGUUGAUGAUGAGAAGUUAAGCCGUCCUUUAAAGUUAGUUCCUUUUAUUUUGUUAUUGCCUUGAAGGCUUGGCUUUGGCUUUCACUUUGAAUUUAGUCUCUACUUUCGAAUUCGAGGCUUUCACGGCUACUUUUUUGUACAUAGUAUAGCAACAAGUUUUUUUAAAAAAGUAAAUUUCAAUUCCCAAAAUUUGCGUGCUGUUUUCUGGCUUGGUCGAAUUGCCAGUGGCCUUCCUCCUUACGUUGAGGUCUCUUAUUUCAUCUAUGAAACAAGUUUUGUUGAACAUAAUACGUCAUGCUUGCUCAACAUGUAAUAAUAAUAGUCUUUAUUCACUAGAAAUUCUGAAAAUAUCUCGUUUUCCCACAAUUUCUCCAAUUUGUUUAGAAAUAACGAUAGUCUAGGCUCUUGCAUUCUCAAUUAUAUUUCAUAAUUAAAUUUGGGUUCCAUUAUCUUAUAUAUUUUAUUGCUGGAGAUGUUGAAGGACGUUCUGUAAGUGGUUCUGUGACGAUUCUGUUUCCGUUUCAUUAACUUCCAACUUCUUUUUAGUUCUCAAAAUAAGCAGGAACUUCUUCCGGUUUACUUUUUGAAUAUUUCCCUCCCAGGCCCUGAGGCCAAGUUCCUUUGUUUUUGCCGAAAAUGGUUUCUUUUUGGCGAAACUUGUUCAAAAAAGUCCCGUGUUUUCUGUGGCUUCCCGAUUCCUCGAUGACGUCAUAAGUGGCGGAUCCUCAAACACAAAAGUCGGCAUUUUGUCUAUGAGUAACAGCUUUCAUUUACUUCGCUUUUUCUACGGACAAUUUGUGAGAUUUAUUCCUCUUCCUCGCCAUGCUUUAUAAAUACGAGGCGGUCACAGUGAUGGUUCAGAAUCAGACUGAUAAGUAAGGCUCUAAUUGUGUUAAAAGAAUAGCUCUGGCCGUGUGAAAGUACUACUAAUCUUGUUGCCAAAAAUGUCGGUAGUAAUAAGUAAUCGGUAAUACAGUAACUCUCUUACUUUUUAGUCAUUCUUGGUCUAACAUUGUUCUAGUUUUUCGACGUUAUUCGAUAUUCUGGGAGUCCGGCGAGAAAGAGGGUAGAACUGAGGUUAUUUAAACAUCUGGAGAGGUUGACUGAUAUAUCUAGAGUCUUCUUUCCCUUAUAAAUACACACUUAUCUCUAUACGUCUUCUCUGUGUUUUUGCCCAUAUCGUAUGGCAAAAAGGUAAGUUCCAAGUCUCCAAAAUCUCUUCCUCACGCCCCUCUCAUUGCUCUCUUCUUUUUAAUGGUGCCAAAAAACAAUUUGCGGCUCAUGAAUUGAGCCAAUUCGGGGAUUAAUGCAUCCAUAAAUGCCGGAUCUCUUCAAAAAACAUCAAAACGAAAUGUCCCGGCUUUGUAACACUCUCCUCUUUAUAACCAGCUGUUCCGUUUUCCCUCCGGCGAACUCUCUCCUUAAUGUCACGGGAGUCGGGUUUCGGAGAUAUAUUUUCUUAUGCCUUCAGGGUCUUUGACACGCAUUAACAAAGUCUUUAUAAAUUUGUCUUCUCUUUGAUGAUUAUAUUCUGUUUUCAGUGAUCUACGGCCGGAUAAGGCCAUCGAUUAUACGGAAAUGAGGUCCAAGGAUUAUACGGAUGGGCCCGGGGAAAUGGAUAUGCUGAUCGGGUUCUUCUUGAUGAACGGAGUGUGUGUGGGUAAGUGUAAAAUUUUCUAAAGUCAUUCUGGAAGUGGUCAUGUAAAAGUAUUUAUUUUUUAGUGUUUUUUCUUGCAUUUGGCCUCUGUGUAAUCUGCUCAUGCAUGCGACGGAAACCCAAGUUCCAGAAUCCAGAAGAGCCCCCGCCCAUUCAGAAGACCCCUCUCAAAACUCCGUUAACUUCAACUUUUGCUGCGACAUUCGAUAAGUUAAGGCCCAAAUCGAUGAGAAAAACCUCUCCAAGAGGGCCGUCGCCGACUCCGAAUGUUCAGAAAAAUUCGAAUCUCAAUUUUUCACCAAUUCCUCCACCAAUCACAUCGCCGAGCUUAAAACCAACAUUCAAAGCGAUCGUUGCAAGGGCGAUGCAACAACAACAAAUGGCUAAAAUGCCCGUUAAUUCGAAUUCCAAAUCGAUCAGUAGAUCAGCAUCGAAUGCAUCGAGGAAAACAGAAGACAAGACGGAGCUUUUGACGGAUAAAGGUAGGUGGGAAAGCACUGAAAUGCAACAUACAUUCACUGAACACACAGACAGACCGUUCUUUUCAUAAUCAAUAUUGCCCUUUCCCGACAAAAAUAUUAUUAUGAGAAGGUCAGGUCGUGUCGAGAAGAGCACCACACUUACACUUUUCCUAAUCUUUCCCAUUUCAAUAACAAUAAUUAGGGCCCUCAAAGCACGACGCACUUGGCACGCUACUUACAUCCUAAUAAGGUCUUGGUUUUCAUAAAUUAAAUUUUUUUUGAUGGUUUGUAUUAUUUCAAUUUUGUUUUACUUACAUUUCUUGAUAGUUUUUUUACUAACCAAAUAUGUGCGCCGACAUCUUUUCAUGGGUUUCAAAAUAGAGUUUUGGAGGCAAGUUUGAAGGCCCACGAGGGUUGGCAACAUUUCCAACAGCACUUUAUGACGUCAUCAAGUCAAAACCAACAGAAUAACGGAUUCAAAUUUGACAAAAAUCUUAUCAAUGAGUUCUUAGAUCACGUUCGGAUAUCUUGUGGAUAAAGUAAUUUUUUCUCUGGUUUUGUACCUGUCCUCCCUAACUGUGUACCUAUUCUAUUCCUCAGUUCCACACCCACUCUCCGUUCUCCCAGUGCCGUAAUUAAUUAAGAAAAAACAAAGUUCUUUCCAGAAUCUCCAGAAUCGCCGAAAGCCCCCGAAGAAGUGGUCAUCUUUUUGUAAACGAGUAAUACUAUUACUAUUAUGUACGUGAGAUGGUUGUUUUUUCUUCUCUCUUUCCGUUUUUUCUGUGGCUUCGGCUUCGUUUUCAUGAGUUGCAAAGCUUUAUCCAAAUCGCUUAACUAAUUUUAUUACCGCUACGCCAAGACUCAAUUUUUGUUGGAAUACUGAGAGAUAUGCAUUCGGAAGGAAGGGAUGGGAUGUCCUUUAAAGAGAGCCCAAAAUUCGUAUUUGAAUUCGAUUUUCAGAAAACUGUAAUUUUGUUAGUUCCGAGUUGAGAAUCGCUUUUUAAAUGAUAUCCUCUCAUCACCUUCGAAGGCAUGAUAAAACUUCUCCUUUCUUUACGACAACUAACAAAUUUCAGGUCAAGUUCAAGUAGAAUCAGUAGACGAACAGAAUCCGGAAUCCCCAAAGAAGCUCCGAGAUAAUCCCAAGAGCCCUUUAGGGGCUGUAGCUCAUCAAGAAACAGAAGAUGACACGGCCAGCACAGCCACUUCCGUGGAUGAAAAUCCCCCUCCAUCAAUCAUCCGGCAAAAUCUGCUGGGUCCCUUGACUUUCGACGAUCUUUACUAUACUUGA
Molecule: messenger RNA, 7640 nt
Organism: Bursaphelenchus xylophilus (pine wood nematode)
Lineage: Eukaryota; Metazoa; Nematoda; Chromadorea; Rhabditida; Aphelenchoididae
Source: the annotation of a GenBank genome assembly